AAUUCUUUUUGGUUAAUUGAUUUCUUUCAUUGACUGGGAAGUUUAAUUUAUUAAUCAGUUGUCUUCCUUCAAUUUGUGUUGCCAUAUUUACCUAGAUAAAUUUACUCUUUGCUCAAUUAAAACCGUUUAAUAUUCAUUCAAAAUGGGUUUCACAUUUGCGGCCUUUUCUUAUGUAUUUGCCUUAAUUUUGGACGCUUUCCUUAUAUUUUUUGCCGUUUUCCAUGUAAUAGCCUUUGAUGAACUGAAAACCGACUUUAAGAAUCCAAUUGAUCAAUGUAAUACUCUAAACCCCUUGGUGUUACCAGAAUAUAUAAUUCACAUAACAUUCAAUGUGCUUUUCUUAUUCGCUGGUGAAUGGUUUACAGUUUUACUUAACAUACCUUUAAUAUCCUACCAUGUUUACAGAUACAUACAUAGACCAGCAGGUAUGAGUGGCCCUGGUCUUUAUGAUCCAACCACCAUCAUGAAUGCUGAUCAAAUGAGCCGAGCAACGAAAGAGGGAUGGUUUAAAUUAGCUUAUUACCUUUUAUCCUUCUUCUAUUACCUUUAUGGAAUGAUUUCAUCGUUGAUUGCUGUUUGAUCGAGAUGUUUUCCUAAAUUCCACAUGAUCGAAAUCAAUUUUUUUCACCUCUCCACAAUUAAAACCAAAAAUCCUAAAUCACAACAAAAAUGGCUGAUAAUCAACAACCAGCAAUUUAUAUAUAAAUAUAAAAGGAUGAUUUAAUUAACUCUUCUCGCUCCUCCCUCUGUGUGUGUUUGUGUCAAUUUUUCGGGAAUUCUCAAUGUGUCACCAUUUUUCAAAUUAUCGAAGACAAAUUUCCAGCAAAGGACAAUCAAUUUACACAGAUCUCAAAUCUAUCAACAUCAAUUUUUUUUGUAUACACAAUCAACAGUGUUUAACAUUUUACACUUUCAAAGAUGAUAAUCAAUUUCUGAGUCAUUCAGGGUUCAGAAUAAUCAAUUAAUAUUUAAAAUUCUUGUAUUGCUUAUCUAACCAACAUCAUUCACACUCUACUGUUCAUUUGAAUUCUGAGCAUUUUGAGAAAUGAGAUAAAAAAGAUGAUAGAAUAUCAAUCGGCCGUAUCCAUUUGAUCAUCAAUUUUUAUUCUCCUUUAUAAAUUUUCUCAAUUAAUUCGAGAAAAAUAUUAAUAAACUUGAUUAUAUUUCGGGG
Molecule: messenger RNA, 1171 nt
Organism: Panonychus citri (citrus red mite)
Lineage: Eukaryota; Metazoa; Arthropoda; Arachnida; Trombidiformes; Tetranychidae
Gene: cni
Product: protein cornichon-like
Exons: 3
Coding region: 143-580 (145 amino acids)
Biological process (GO): endoplasmic reticulum to Golgi vesicle-mediated transport
Cellular component (GO): COPII-coated ER to Golgi transport vesicle; endoplasmic reticulum membrane
Source: RefSeq, a predicted model, not a curated record